GUAGUUGUUUCUCACCCGGGAAUGUCUUCCGUCAGUCAGGAUAAACAAAUGUGGAUGUAGACGCUAGCUAACGCCAGAAACAACGAUUCAAUGAAACCGCGUCAAAAUGCGUCACGUUGGGGAACUUUACGUUCUAUAACUUGACAUUUGCAAAUAUUAAAGUAUCGUAGCUCGUAAACAUUUGCUAACUAGCUAGUUAGCUGUGAAUAGCUUUGAUGGCAUCCUCUCCUCUAUCGAACGGCGCUCCUCUUUUAAGUCACAAGCAACGCAAGGCUGCUUCUAGGAAAGAAAGAAGAAAGCGGAAACGACAAGCCAUCGCCCGAGCCAGGGAAUGUGAAGUACAAAAUGGAACCGUUGUUGAUCCCAACGAUGAAAUGGAUGAACAAGACGAUGAAGAUGACAGUUUUGUUCUUGAAAGGCAACGGCUGCAUGACGAGUGGCUGGAGCGAGAGAGGCUUGCGCAAGAAGAAUUCCGUCUGAGAUCUGAGAGGGAGGAGGCUGCGAGGAAACGGAGAGAAGAGGAUGAGCGGAAGAUAAAGGAGGAAUGGGAGGCUCAGCAGAGACGAGAAGAAGAACAAAAAGAGCAGAAGCAACAGGAGAAGCGAGACAGAGAGGAGGCUGUUCAGAAAAUGUUGGAUGAAGCUGAAAAUCAGCUAACUAAUGGAGGACCGUGGAUGAAUCCUGAAGCUCCGGUCACAGACAAAUCUGAAAAUUAUGGGACGGAGCGAGAUGCAGCCAACUGCCCUUUCUUCCUCAAGACUGGGUCCUGUCGAUUUGGAGACAGAUGUUCUCGAAAGCACGUCUACCCAUCGAGCAGCCCCACUCUAUUGAUCCGGGCUAUGUUCAUAACAUACGGCAUGGAGCAGUCUCAACGUGACGACUACGACGGGGAUGCGUCUCUGGAGCACAGCGAGGAAGAUCUGCACGAGUCCUUUACCGAAUUCUACCACGAUGUUCUACCGGAGUUCAGGACUGUCGGCAAGGUGGUCCAGUUUAAGGUCAGCUGCAACCACGAGCCUCACUUGCGAGGGAAUGUUUACGUUCAGUUUGACACUGAGGAGCAGUGCAGACAGGCCUUCAUGAAAUUUAACGGAAGGUGGUACGCUGGCAAGCAACUCCACUGCGAGAUAUGUCCUGUGACACGGUGGAAGAAUGCCAUUUGUGGACUGUUUGACAGAAAGAAGUGCCCCAAAGGGAAACACUGUAAUUUCCUGCAUGUAUUCCGAAACCCUGGCAAUGAAUUCUGGGAGGCCGACAGGGACCUUCGCUUAUCACCGGACCACAGCAACAGGGGGAGUCAGUCGGAGAGACACUCGGACAGACGCUCGGAGAGACGCGGAGACCGAUCUUGGAGGAGCCACUGGAGCCGAAGCCCGCCGAGAUCGGAGAGAUCUCACGGCAGGCGAGAAGACGACCGACGCGGCGAGAGGAGUCGAGACAGGAGGACGUCGCAGCACCGCGGAGACGACGGCAGGCGCUCAUUCGGAUCGGCGCGCUACGACAGGGCGAGGGAUAGGUACCGAAGCCGAAGCAGAGAAAGAUCCAGGAGUAGAAGUCGAGACCGGAAUAGGAGUCGAGAUCGAGACAGAAACGGGAAAAGUCAGAAUAAAGGCGGGGAAAAAGACAGAAAUGGAGACGCCGAGAGGAGCAAACGUCACAGCCCGGAGAACGAAGACGGGAAAAGGAGGCCCGACGAGGAGGGCGCCAAGAAGCGUCGGCGCCACAAACACUCGAAAAAGAGCAAAAAGAAGAGCAAGAAGAAGCACAAGAGGAGGAGCCGUUCACCCGGAGGCGUGACUUCGUCCGGGGAGUCGGAAGAAGAGAACGUGGACGAACGCUCUGCAAAAAGUCCGACUGGAGAAAAAGGAGAGCGCUCACAGAACAAUGACGGGGACGACUUGAGUGAAAAUCCAAGCAGUGAUGCAGAGAAGAGUUCGAGAACGCAAGUUGAGGAGCGCGCGCAAAGUUGUUUGUAGCUUUUACAAGUAAAAAUCUGUCAAAUGUUUUGUUUUUGUAUGUUUGAUGUGAACGCGUGAUCGUCGUUGCGAUGUUUUCAUUGUGGUGUAACACAUACUUUCUCCAAUAGAUGAAGAUUUUUUUGCCGUU
Molecule: messenger RNA, 2106 nt
Organism: Syngnathoides biaculeatus (alligator pipefish)
Lineage: Eukaryota; Metazoa; Chordata; Actinopteri; Syngnathiformes; Syngnathidae
Gene: zrsr2
Product: zinc finger (CCCH type), RNA-binding motif and serine/arginine rich 2
Exons: 11
Coding region: 216-1976 (586 amino acids)
Biological process (GO): mRNA splicing, via spliceosome
Cellular component (GO): U2AF complex; spliceosomal complex
Molecular function (GO): pre-mRNA 3'-splice site binding; metal ion binding
Source: RefSeq, a predicted model, not a curated record